AUGUCGGCGCGGCGGUGCGGCAACGUAGCACGUCACUGCGGCAGUUCCAGCUGCGACCCACAACUCGUCACUUCGACCCAGCUUGCCUUUUGUGCUCGCCCUCCGAGCUCCAAUCACUCGCCACUGCCCAGUUUCGAGGCCGUCCUCCAUUCCAUUCACCAAGUGUGUCGUCGAUUGCCUCCGAUCAGACGACCCCCGUCUCGCCGUCUCACGCCGCCUGCUUCACUACUGUUGAUGGCAGCUUCUAGCUCGUCCUUCGUAUCCGACCUGCCUUAUGGCCCGUUCUGA
Messenger RNA from Puccinia graminis f. sp. tritici CRL 75-36-700-3, 288 nucleotides. RefSeq lists its product as uncharacterized. NCBI's taxonomy places the organism in Eukaryota, Fungi, Basidiomycota, Pucciniomycetes, Pucciniales, Pucciniaceae. The coding region runs from base 1 to 288 and encodes 95 amino acids. The record is from RefSeq and is a predicted model, not a curated record. The transcript has 2 exons.